This is a messenger RNA of Aspergillus pseudoviridinutans, 1272 nucleotides long. RefSeq lists its product as uncharacterized. NCBI's taxonomy places the organism in Eukaryota, Fungi, Ascomycota, Eurotiomycetes, Eurotiales, Aspergillaceae. The transcript is spliced from 4 exons. Gene Ontology annotation, cellular component: fungal-type vacuole membrane. Gene Ontology annotation, molecular function: calcium:proton antiporter activity. Bases 1 to 1272 code for a protein of 423 amino acids. The record is from RefSeq and is a predicted model, not a curated record. Gene Ontology annotation, biological process: calcium ion transmembrane transport; intracellular calcium ion homeostasis.
AUGCUUCGACUCCGGCACUCUAUGUCUUCCUCCCCCCAGGAGCGUGUUACUGAGUCGCCACCGGAGAAUGAGCCUCUAUUAAAAGGCGAUAUGGCUCUGCAGGCGAGCGCACUUGAGCGGCGUCUCACAGGCCAUUACAUCCAGCCUCUCUGGAUGGUGAUCAGGACAACGUUGGCCUCGAGCUAUGCGAACUUGUUACUUCCCACAGUAUUCCUGGGCAUUGCUUCGGCAUCUUGGGGCUGGGGAGAUACUUCGACUUUCGUUCUCAACUUACUGGCGAUCUUCCCUCUCGCCUCCUUGCUUUCUUUUUCUACAGAGGAACUCGCGAAAAGUGUCGGCUCCGCCGUGGGAGGGUUGAUCAAUGCCACUUUUGGAAACGCAGUAGAGAUGAUUGUGGGUGCGACCGCGGUCAACAGAGGUGAAAUUCAUAUUGUUCAGGCCAGCAUGAUCGGAAGUGUACUAUCAGGAAACCUCCUUAUCCUCGGCUCUUGUUUCUUUGCCGGGGGCUAUAACAGACGGACUCUCCGCUUCAGCCCAGAUGUCAGCCAAAUCCUCUCCUCGUUGAUGGUGGUGAUAACUUCCUUUCUCCUGAUCCCGUCCGCUCUAUACGUCACCACUCGUGCCCCGGCCACCGACACGGAGGAGAGCGUCCUAAACCUGUCUCGCGCCGCUGCCAUUAUCCUUCUCCUUUACUAUCUGAUAUAUCUCUACUUCAAGCUGAAAAGCCACGCGGAUGUGUUUGUCUGCGAUGGUGAGGAGGAAGAGGAAGAAAUACAGCUUGGUCCGUGGUCCGCCAGUCUGGUACUGGUCCUGGCAACCCUCGGAGUCACUACCUGCUCCGACAGCCUUGUGGAAAGCAUUGAUGGCAUGGUCGAAACCUGGAGUAUCAGCAGGGCGUUUAUCGGUCUGAUCGUUGUCCCAAUCGUCGGGAACGCGGGUGAAUUCAAUACGACCGUCAACGCCGCCAUCAAAGGGCAUCUGGGCUUAGCGAUCGGCAUCAUCGCCGAGAGUACGCUGCAAAUCGCCCUGUUUGUCACCCCGUUCACGGUCAUUUGGGGCUGGGCCAUUGAUCAGCCCAUGUCGCUCCAUUUCAACACCUUUGAAAUCACCGUCUUUUCGCUAACGGCCAUCUUAACCAAAUGCCUCAUGCGGGAGGGCCAUUCCAACUGGUUCCAAGGCUAUUUAUUGAUUGGCAUGUAUUUGAUCCUUGCGAUCGCGUUCUAUGUGCAUCCAGAUUUAGAUCACAUCACACAGGAGGUCCCUUCUGGAUAG